AUGCAUCGCACGUACUCUAUGCGCCAGUCGCGCGCUCCCACAGCUUCUCAGAUUGAGAAUCCCCCGCCGCCGCCAUCUUCCACGAAGAGUGGCCGCCUCUUCGGUAAAUCAAACUUUGGCCAUGCUUUUAGGAAAGGAACUGCUGGUGCCUUUGGCCCAGAUCUCGCCAAGAAGCUCUCGCAGCUCGUCAAGAUGGAGAAGAACGUCAUGCGGAGCAUGGAGCUUGUAGGAAGAGAGCGGAUGGAAGUUGCUCAACAACUUUCCCUAUGGGGUGAAGGUUGCGACGAGGAUGUCAGCGAUGUCACUGACAAGCUCGGCGUCCUCAUCUACGAGAUUGGCGAACUCGAAGAUCAGUUCGUCGAUCGAUAUGACCAAUACCGCGUCACCAUCAAGUCUAUUCGCAACAUCGAGGCUUCCGUCCAGCCAUCCCGAGACCGCAAACAGAAGAUCACGGAUCAAAUCGCUCAGCUCAAGUACAAGGAGCCCAAUAGCCCCCGGAUCGUGGUGCUAGAACAAGAACUUGUCCGCGCCGAAGCCGAGUCACUCGUUGCCGAGGCCCAACUUUCCAACAUCACCCGCGAGAAACUCAAGGCUGCAUUCACUUACCAGUUUGAUGCCAUCCGUGAACACUGUGAAAAGGUGGCCAUCAUCGCUGGAUAUGGAAAACACCUGCUUGAGCUGGUUGACGACACCCCCGUCACUCCCGGCGAGACCCGUCAAGCAUAUGAUGGGUACGAGGCUUCCAAGGCCAUUAUCCAGGACUGCGAGGACGCCUUGACCAACUGGGUAACAUCACGAGCUCAAGUCAAGCCCAAGCUUUCCACCCGCACCCGUUCCCUUAGCCAGAGAAGAAAGAACUCGGCCAAGCGCGAAGGUGGCGUCGACCUGGCCAGUCAAGAUCAGCCUAUGAAGGACGAUCGCGAUAGCUGGGUCCCUGCUGGUCAGCAUGGCGAGUAUGAGCAAGAAGAAGAGGACGAGGAGGAAGAAGAGGAAGGCGAGGACGAGCACCAUGCCGGCACAAACGGUGAGUUCCCUAAAAGCCGAGAACACUAA
Molecule: messenger RNA, 1053 nt
Organism: Exophiala spinifera
Lineage: Eukaryota; Fungi; Ascomycota; Eurotiomycetes; Chaetothyriales; Herpotrichiellaceae
Exons: 3
Coding region: 1-1053 (350 amino acids)
Biological process (GO): negative regulation of protein kinase activity; endocytosis; eisosome assembly
Cellular component (GO): eisosome filament; plasma membrane
Molecular function (GO): lipid binding
Source: RefSeq, a predicted model, not a curated record